Messenger RNA from Closterium sp. NIES-65, 4754 nucleotides. The record is from the annotation of a GenBank genome assembly. Lineage: Eukaryota; Viridiplantae; Streptophyta; Zygnematophyceae; Desmidiales; Closteriaceae.
CACCAUGGCGGCACAGCAAGCAGCGGUGGCAGCCAGAGAGGCAGCCGCGGGGAGAGGGAGGAAGGGGUGACGCAGAAGGAGGAGCGAGUGAGGGCGAGGAGGAGAGGGUGAAGGAGAGGGAGGAAGGGGUGACGCAGAGGGAGGAGCGAAUGGCUGAUCUGUGCCGCAGGGAGCAGCAGCUACACGCAAACCAGGUGAGGCAUGUGCAGCUACAGGCAAACCAGGUGAGGCAUGUGCAGCUACAGGCAAACCAGGUGAGGGAUGUGCAGCUACAGGCAAACCAGGUGAGGGAUGUGCAGCUACAGGCAAACCAGGUGAGGGAUGUGCAGCUACAGGCAAACCAGGUGAGGGAUGUGCAGCUACAGGCAAACCAGGUGAGGCAUGUGCAGCUACAGGCAAACCAGGUGAGGCAUGUGCAGCUACAGGCAAACCAGGUGAGGGAUGUGCAGCUACAGGCAAACCAGGUGAGGGAUGUGCAGCUACAGGCAAACCAGGUGAGGGAUGUGCAGCUACAGGCAAACCAGGCAGCGGUGGCGGCGCAGCAGAGGCAGGUGUUUGAGGUGGAGCGGGAGCUGGCGGGGCGGGAGAGGGCUCUGCAGCAGGCCUGGGCUCAGCACCGCCUGCACCUGCAGACCAUUGGGGGCGAGAGCAGAGAUGGUGGGGGCAAGAGAGGGGAAGUCGGGAAGGGAGGGGGAAAGGUGGAGGAGAGGCGAGGGUUGGCUGGGAAAGGGGAGCAGCAGGUGGGAAAAAAAGGGACAGAAAUGGAGGGGGAAGAUGAUGCAGGUGGUGCUGCGGAGGAAAGAGACGAGGAGCAGCAAAAGGUUGAGGAGGUUGGCAUGGAGUCAGACGCAGGAGGAGGGAGGGAUGCAGUGAGGGAUGGCAAUGAGGGUGUGGGAGGCCCCAGGGGGGCCGCAGAGGCAGAGAAAGAAAUAGAGGAAGAGAUGAGGUUAGGAGGUCAGGAUAGGGCUGUGACGGGGGGUGGAGGAGCGGUGCAAGAGAAGGGGUCUAAAGAGGGGGCGAUGGAGGGAGAGGGGAGGGACGGAAACGAGGCACGGGUUUUUGUGAACGUGAGAGAGGAGGCUGAGGGAGGAGGCGAGGGGGAGCAGCAGGGAGAGGAAGAGGGAAGGAAGGGAAGGGGGAGAAUGGGGAUUGGGAAAGGGAGUAUCGAACAGAGUGAAAGAGGAGAGAUGGGCGGAGGGAGAGAAGGCCGAGUUGAGAGAAAGAUUGAGGAGGGAUGGGGUGGGGGAGGGGAAGGUGCAUGGGGAAGCGAACAAGAGGAGGAAUUAGGAGGUGAGAGAAAAAGAUGGAGAGCGGAAGGAGGAGGAGGAUGGGGAGUGGAUGGGGGGGGGGAUGACAGGAGGAGCGAGCGAGAGUGGAUGGGGGCGAGGAGGUGGGGAGAAUCAGUGGGGCAGGGAAGGAGCGAGGAGGGAUGGGCAAGGGGGUAUGGUUCGUGUGCACAGGGGAGGUCAGGAUGGGGCAUGGGGGAGAGUAGUUUGGCUCAGGGGAGGGGUGAGGAGCAGCAGAAGGGGGAGCAGCAGGGCGAGGAUGGGUGGGAGGGGGGUGCGGACGCGGGAAGGCCAGGGGAGAAUGGGAGGAAGAAGAGGAGGGCCAAGGCGAAGAGGCAGAGGCAGGAGCAGCUGCUCACGUGUGGACUCAACUGGGGUCGUGCAAGCGCAAGCGGGCAAGGCGAGGUGUUCACGGGGGCUCCCCUUCCUGCAGCAUCAGUGUUGCCAGUUGGCCGUGCGAGGGACGCGGGAGAGGGGGAAGGAGCAAGGGCGGAGUCAUGUGGGCAGGCGGGAGGGCACCAAGUUGGGGGGGGUCAGAGGAGGCCGAAGCAGGAGGAGGAGGAGUGGGAAGGGUUGGGAAUGGGCGUGCAGGGUGAUGGUGAUACUGGGAGCAUGCUGCUGAACUAUAGUGCUGCUGCUGAGCCAGGAGCCUCUGGACCAGCAGCAGCAACAACGGGAGCACAAGUGAAGGUCGAAGCAGUGGUGACUGUAGAAGCAGGCACAGCACAGGCAGCAGCAGCAGAGGCAGUUGCAGACGUGGCAGCAGGUGUGGGGACGGGCGCGCAAGAGUGCAGGGUGGCAGUGAAAAUGGAGGCAGUGGGUGGAGAUGCAGAGAUGCAGGGAGGAGGCCGUGAGGGCUGGACGUGGGAUGGGUGUGGUGGAGGUGUGGCGGGAACAAGGCAAGGAUUGGGAGCGUGGAGAAGGAAGCAGAAGAGAAAGAGGAAGGCAGCUGCCAAGGCAGCAGCAGCGGAAGCAGGGACGAGCGAGGCCAAGGAGGCAAAGAGCUCUGCCACUUCUCUCUCCUCUCUUCUGCACUCCCCACUUCUUCUUUUCCCCUUCUGCCUCUCCUCGUGUGCACUUGCACCUGUCGUCUUCCUAGAUAGCCAAUCGCAGCCAGCAGCAUCAACUCACCUGCUCAACCCAACAACACCAUCUCCUCUCUGUGUUCCUCGAAACAGCACCGUCUCCACCUGUUCCCUUUCUCUCCCGCCCGGCCCCAUCCUCCCCUGCCCCCCUCUCACCUCCUUUCUCCCUCUCCUCUUGCCUCCCUCUACCCCCACCAAUCAGCCACGGCACAGCAGCGGAAGCGCUGGAGUCAGACGCACCGGGGCUGCUGCAGCUGUGGCAACGGGAUGGCGGGGCAGAGGGGGGAGAUGGGGGUGGAUGGGGUGGAUAGGGUGGAUGGCGAGGGGCAGGCAAGGUGUAAGAUGGGAGUGGGAUGAGGGAGGGGUGGGUGCUGGGCCUGGCGUUUGGACAGAGCUGAGUGCACGCACUCUGCUCUACUCGCACACGUGGGAGCGCCUGCCAGGGCAGGUGGCGGGGGUAGGGGGCGGAGCAGGAGCAUGGAAUCGGCCAGCGUACUGCGUGGAGAACCUCGUCGCUCUCAUCACCCAGGUGUGUGCUGCUGCCUGCCUGCUGUUUGAGUCGACUCAAAAAGGAAGGCGAAGGGUGGAGCCGCAGGGUGGAAUCGCCCGGCGUACUGCGUGGAGAACCUCGUUGCCCUCAUCACGCCGGUGUGUGUGUGCUACUGCCUUAGUGCGAUACUGGAUAGAUAGUACAAGUAUCAAGCAGUGUUCCGUCAUGCUAUUCUUGUCCGUCUCUCCCCCUCCUCCCUCACCCCUCUACCAACCCUCUCCCCACCCGUCCUUUUCACCACCCCCUGCCACCCCUAUCUCUCUCCGCUCAGGCGCACGCCGCGUGCAGCAGGCGGGGUGGCAGGUGUCGUGGGCUGGUGUGGGGCCAUCCGCUGCUUCUCUUUGUCUUCCCAGACCCACAACAGGUGAGUGGAAUGACAAAGCCACAACAGCCUUACAACCUGAUUCAUCCGACUCAGAAAUCAUCUGCCUUCGCAACCUCCUCUCCUCCCUGGACCCCAAUUCCUGGCCCCACUGCCCCCCUAUACCCCCAACCACACGGCUGCCCGGAAGGAUCAUAUUGGAGGAACCAGAGUAUGGCAGAACAACCCACUUCACCAGCCCUCCCAAGCCUGACCAUCCUCCCUCCCUGCACAUCUCCCCUGGACCUGUUGCCCGGCAGGAUGAUAUUGGAGGCGCCAGAGUACGUACGGCCGGCAAGGCCAUCUACUUCUUUGAGCUGGAGGGGUGGAUCAUAUUGGAGGCGCCAGAGUACGGCAAGGCGACCUACUUCUUUGAGCUGGAAGCGGGGGUGGCGGUGCGCUGGCAGCUGCAGCGCCUGCUCGCUGUCUUUGGCGCCGCCUCUGUGUCGCGCAUCGACGUCAUCACCAACCUGCCUCUUGAGGUCCACACCUCUCAAAUUGCUGCCCACCUCGUGUGCCUCCGCAGUCCCAUACCUCCCCUCACUUCCCUCUUCCUUUCUGCCACUUUUGAGAAUGAUAAAAAGCGUCUCUUCCUUUCUUCCCGCCAGGUGGGAGUGGACCUAUCGGAGGAGGAGGCGGGGCGGUUGGAGCGGUACGGGUGGGUGCGGGGCACGGGCAUCGGCGAGCUCCUCAACUUCUGCCACCGCCUCCGCCACGACUACUCCUUCCCUGGCGUGGGGCAACGGAGCUCGGAGGAGGGGCGAGAGGUGGAGGCAGCAGGGUGGGUGCAGAGCAUAGAGGAGUGGAAGAGGCGCAUUGCCCUGCGGCUGAGGGAGGGGCGGCAGCAGGGCCGGUGCUCCCGCCUGCACCGCUACUGCCAGCAGCGUGCCUCACAGCACACUCAUGCUCUCAAAAGUGGUCUGCACAAUGGUCUGCAGGCCGAUGGGCACGGGGUGUUUGAUGCGAGCAGAGGGUCUGUUGGGGCUGCCGUGAUGCCGUCAACUCAGAAGUUCCCGGAAACUGCUGUAGCAGCUGGAGUCACUCCUAUGGCUGCCCCACUGCAGCAGAUUGACUGCAGUGCUGCAGGUGCAGACAGCAAAAGCAAUGUGUUGUGCCAGAGGACGGAAGAGGCUGGAGACAAAGAGGGCGUUGACGCCGCCCGCGAGGAGGCACAGAGGCUGCUUAUAGCGGGAAUGGAGGCAUGGGAAGGGGUGGAUGCAAGGGGUCCUCUGACGAGUGGGUGGGAGGAGGAGGAGGAGGAGGAGGAGGAGGAGGAGGAGGAGGAGGAGGAGGAGGAGGAGGAGGAGGAGGAGGAGGAGGAGGAGGAGGAGGAGGAGGAGGAGGAGGAGGAGGGAGUGAUGGGUGGAGAGGUGGAAAUGGCAGGUGAAGGAGAAAUGGGAGAGGGCGGUGGGGAGAUGGAGGGGCUGGCGAUGCAGGCUGGGAUGUGCAUGGCAGCAAAUGUCGUGGUUUGA